UUUUUGGAACGCUGUGACGUCGGUCCGGGGAUCUGCAGGCAAGGUGCUCAGUCGCCUCGCGCCGCCGCUGCUGCUGCAUUAGCUGUCGAUCCGAAGCGCGCUUCCGAGAUGGCGUCCGCCACCGAUGCCCGCUAUGGCCAGAAGGAGUCUUCCGAUCAGAACUUCGAUUACAUGUUCAAGAUUCUCAUCAUCGGCAACAGCAGCGUGGGCAAGACCUCCUUCCUCUUCCGGUACGCUGACGACUCCUUCACCCCGGCCUUCGUCAGCACUGUCGGCAUCGACUUCAAAGUCAAGACCAUCUACCGCAAUGACAAACGCAUCAAGCUGCAGAUCUGGGACACGGCUGGGCAGGAGCGGUACCGGACCAUCACCACCGCUUACUACCGCGGCGCCAUGGGCUUCAUCCUGAUGUACGACAUUACCAACGAGGAGUCUUUCAACGCCGUCCAGGACUGGUCCACCCAGAUCAAGACCUACUCGUGGGACAAUGCGCAGGUGCUGCUGGUGGGCAAUAAGUGCGACAUGGAGGACGAGAGGGUAGUCUCCUCGGAGCGGGGACGCCAGCUGGCUGAACACCUGGGGUUCGAGUUCUUUGAGGCCAGCGCCAAGGAUAACAUCAACGUCAAGCAGACCUUCGAGCGCCUGGUGGACAUCAUCUGCGAAAAGAUGUCCGAGUCGCUGGAUGCGGCCGACCCGGCGGUGACCGGGGCCAAGCAGGGCCCCCAGCUGAGCGACCAGCAAGCGCCCCCCCACCAGGACUGUGCCUGCUAAGAGACUCCGGCCGGCGCCCCAAAACACCCCCCAUUCCUCCCCCUGGCUUCUACCCCCUUUGCGUUAUGGGGGGACGGGGACCCCGGAGCACCCCCCGUUUGUCCAGACCCCUUCCCCGGGAUGGAAGAAGGGGUGGUGGCUUUUAAUUAUUAACAUAUUUAUUUAUUUAUUUGUCUCUACAUAUUUAUACUUCCUUUCGGUGUACUUCCUGACCAUCCCUCCCUUUUUUGCCUCCAUUGGCUCUUUUGGGGGGGAGGGGUCUUUCCUGGCCCAUUUCUGGCUCAUUGGAAGACUCAUUGUGGGGUUUGUUGUCCAAAAAUAAUGGGCUGUCUUCCUUCCCCAAUUCUGCUAAGCUAGCAUUCCUUUUACGGUCAUGAAUUCUGAGGAGGGGAGCAAAGAGGGAAGGGCUUUAUUAAACCCAAUAAAGGGACCCUCUUACGGAUUGUGAAGUUGGUAAUGCACUGUAUGGAUUGACCUGUAUUGACUUCCAUUUUUUCUCCCGAUAACACAUUGUUGUUGUUUUUUCUUCCAUCUCUGCAACCCUCUCCCUAGCACGUUUUGCUUGGCCAGAUUGAGAAUUUCUUUCAUUUGCUGUUAUUUGUAUUACCCCUCCUUUCUCCCAGCAUAAGACUGGUUUUGGUAUUUCAUUACCAACCAGUGUGACCCUGUAAUUCAGAAAUUAUUGCGUCUAGAUGUGGUCCAGGACCUUCUUCGACUUGGUGGCAAUUAUUUAUUAUUAUCCUUCUUGCUUCCCAGUAGAAGACUGGUUUCGGUACAUCAUGGCCGACUGAUGUGGCCCUAUACUUUUGUCCAAGGUGAUACGGGUUUCUUGGAUCAUGGCUUGCAAUUGCGGACAGAUUCAGGACUCUCUCUGACUUGGCGGCCAUUUAUUUAUAUUAUCCCUCUUUCCUCCCAAUAUAAGACUUGUUUUGGUAUAUGUUACCAAUGGAUACGGUCCUACUUUGUCUCAGUUGAUAAGUUUCUUGGAUCUUGGCUUGCAAUUGUGUCUGGAUGUGGGCCAGGACCCUUUCCACCUUCGCGGUCAUUUAUUUAUAUUAUCCUUUCUUCCCAAUAUAAGACUGGUUUCGGCACAUCGUUGCCAACAGAUGCAGCCCUAUAUCCUGUCUAAUUUAAUACAGGUUUCUUGGAUCUUGGCUUGCAAUUGCAGUCAGAUGCGUGACGCUCUCCAGUUAGGCAGUCAUUUAUUUAUCCUCUUUCUUCCCAAUACAAGACUGGUUUGGGUACAUCGUUGUCGACGGAUAUGGCCCUAUAUUUUUUGUCUAAGUUGAUACAAGGUCUUACGAGAUCUUAGCCUGUAAGAUACUAUGUGAUACAAGAUCCUGGCUUGCAAUUGCAGCCAGAUAUGAACCAAGACCUUCUCCGACUUGGUUGCCAUUUAUUUAUCCUCUUUCUUCCCAAUACAAGACUGGUUUGGGUACAUCGUUGUCGACGGAUAUUACCCUAUAUUUUUUGUCUAAGUUGAUGCAAGGUCUUAUGAGAUCUUAGCCUGUAAGAUACUAUGUGAUACAAGAUCUUGGCUUGCAAUUGUGGCCAGAUAUGAACCAAGACUUCUCCGACUUGGUUGCCAUUUAUUUAUCCUCUUUCCUCCCAAUAUAAGACUGAUUUCGGUACAUCGUUGUCGACGGAUAUGGCCCUAUACUUUUUGUCUAAGUUGAUGCAAGGUCUUACGAGAUCUUAGCAAGAUACUAUGUGAUACAAGAUCUUGGCUUGCAAUUGCGGCCAGAUAUGAACCAAGACCUUCUCCGACUUGGUUGCCAUUUAUUUAUCCCUCUUUCCUCCCAAUGUAAGACUGGUUUUGGUACUUUGUUACCAACGGAUGCAGCCCUAUACUUUUGUCUAAGUUGAUACGAGUUCUUACAAGAUUUUGGCUUGCAAGAUACAAUAAAAUACGAGAUCUUGGCUUGCAAUUACUGCCAGAUGUGGACCAGGACUUUCAGACUUGGCGGUCAUUUAUGUUUAUCAUCCCUCUUUCCUCCCAAUGUAAGAAACAAGUUUCUCAGAUCUUUGCAAUUGUUAAUAUGAGUUUCUUGGAUCUUGGCUUGGAAUUGUGGCUAGAUUUGGGACAGUACCCUUUCCGCCUUGGAGUUCACUUAUUACUACUCUUUCCUCCCAAUAUAAGACUGGCUUGCACACAUUUUUGGUGACAGAUCUGACCCUGUAAAUCAGAAAUUAUGGGUUUCUUGGAUCCUGCAAUUAUGACCAGAUGCGGGCCAGGACCUUCCCUGACUUGGCAACCAUUUAUUUAUAUUAUCCCUCUUUCUUCUCAAUAUAAGACUGGUUUCAGUCCAUCUUUACGAACGUAUGCGGCCCUAUAAUUUUUGUCUAAGUUACUACAAGUUCUUCUUGGCUUGCAAGAUAUGAUACGAUAUGAGAUCGUGGUUUUCAGUUGCGUCCAGAUGUGAACCAAGACCCUCUCUGACUUGGCAGACAUUUAUCUAUCCCUCUUUCCUUCCAGUAAUAGUAAUUCUUAAUAAGUAUCACACUUUUCUUCCACCAAAUGACCCAAUAUUAGUUUCGGUACAUCGUUGCCGACGGAUGAGGCCCUAUACUUUUUGUCUAAGUUGAUAUGAGUUCUGAUGAGAUCUUGGCUUGCAAGAUAU
Messenger RNA from Anolis sagrei ordinatus, 3392 nucleotides. RefSeq names its product RAB3A, member RAS oncogene family (gene RAB3A). Lineage: Eukaryota; Metazoa; Chordata; Lepidosauria; Squamata; Anolidae. Gene Ontology annotation, cellular component: plasma membrane; endosome; synaptic vesicle. The record is from RefSeq and is a predicted model, not a curated record. Gene Ontology annotation, biological process: maintenance of presynaptic active zone structure; regulation of synaptic vesicle fusion to presynaptic active zone membrane; protein localization to plasma membrane. Gene Ontology annotation, molecular function: myosin V binding; GTPase activity; GTP binding.